Messenger RNA from Cyprinodon variegatus (sheepshead minnow), 3149 nucleotides. Its product is annotated as nck-associated protein 5-like. The transcript is spliced from 4 exons. Gene Ontology annotation, cellular component: microtubule plus-end. Lineage: Eukaryota; Metazoa; Chordata; Actinopteri; Cyprinodontiformes; Cyprinodontidae. The record is from RefSeq and is a predicted model, not a curated record. Bases 213 to 3149 code for a protein of 978 amino acids. Gene Ontology annotation, biological process: microtubule bundle formation; microtubule depolymerization.
UCCAGGAGGUCCUACGAAAUGGAAAGGCCAAAAGUAUCGCAGCUGGAAGAUGGCCCAGCCUGCUGAGCCUAACGUGUCCACGAAGUAGUGGCAGCGGCAGCAGCAGUGAGCUGUCUCUGUCCAGUGCUGGCAGCGAAUACUCCAGCGGGUCUCAUACCUGGGCAGACGGACGGGGUUUCUCCAAACAGUGUGGCCCCAGCCGUGACAAACGGAUGAGUACAGGCUCAGUAUCCAGCAAUCAUUCAGUCUUCAUUGAGCAAACUGACCUGGGAUGGAAAGAGGGCCAUAUUCUGAGAGGCCUAAAGCAUCUUCAGAUGAACAAGUCCAAAGAGGCAACCUCAGCUGCAGCAUCACACUGCAAAGACUGUAUGACCUCAAACGAGGGUAUAUACUCUUCUGGUGUCAAGUCACGCCAACAAGGUUCUCCUUCCAAGAAACCUCCAAUAUGUAAACCUGUAAGCACUGAUACAGGGGCUUCCAUCCUGGACAUUGAAGAUCCAGAUGAGAAAUCCCAUUCAACAGAAUCAGGUGACCGAGCAACAAAAAAACAUCUUCAUUUGGACACACUGAUAGUCACCGACGCUGACGAAAAAGCUCUGCGAGAAAACUCAUCUAUUCCAGCUAAUUCUGGUCUUUUUCCUUCACCUGACUUUGACAACUUCCUAUAUUUAGAGGGACCCACAGUCAAACCUGGAGUGAGCCCAACAGAUAGCCUUACAAGGUCUGCAGGGAUGAACAAGAACUCAUUGGAUGAGCAAAUAUUUUCUGUCCAGAAGAUCAGCGAUAGGAAUAACAACCAAGAACGGUCCACUGACCGUAAAUCCAGACUUGAUUCUAAUAAAAGACAACAAGCUAGACUUCCCAUCAAACAAACAGAAGCAGAGCUAAAUGAUGUCAGUUCAUUAGUUCAGCAUUCUGCAACAAGAGCUCUAAGCUGUAUGAAUGAAGCCAGACAGCGAAGCUCCUCCAUGGAGGUGCCUCACUGCAGAGACCAGGCAAACCAAGCCGGCUGGGAAAGCAAGGCCUGGACCAGCUCAGAAUCGCCACAGAGGAGGCCAAAACUGCACUUUUGUGACUCGGCAAGGAAGGCGUUUAUCCUGCGAAGCAAGAGUGCAGAUGGAGGCCAAGAACAACUUAAACAUACCCACUCUCCUCUCCAUCAGAAGCUUAUCAAGGGUCAAAGGUCCAAAGGGCAGCAAAGCCCACGCUCGCUAGCUCCCAGUGUUCCAGCCAAAAGGGCAAACCCUCACACCUCAAGCCAAUGCACAUUAGCUCAAAUGGAGAAAGACCAAGAUGUUUUGGUGUCAGCAGGUUCCAAGUCUCUUGAGAGCGUGCCACAGCUGUCUCCACUUGCAUCUCCUGUAAAACAGUCAAAGAUUCUUAAGUCACCAGGCAUUAAAGAUAGCCCAAAGAGUCCCACUAACCAAUCAGCUAGAGUCUCUAGCAAUGAUUCUAUUGAAGAGAACAUCUAUGACAACCUGCCAUGUUCACCACAGAAACAGAGACGCCAAGAACAAGACUGUGAUCGGCUGAGAUCGGAACAAAGGUCUCCAUCUCCACCCCUACCACCGGGUCGAACUACUUCCCUUCUCCUUAGAUCCGUCUCAGAGUGCGCAACCAAAGACAAAAAUGUGACAAGUCCGAUUCAAAGUUCAACCACUGGCAAGCCAUCAUCAGCUAUGGCUAAGACAAAUCCUGAGGUCAGUUCUGCUCUAGAAACUCAACAAUCCAACAAGAAAACAGAUGAAGACCCAAAAAGGACAGAUAUUCCUAGCUCAGUCUGCCUCUCCAAUCAAUCAAACAUCCCUCAUGCCCCUGUUCAAGAAUCAGAGCCUUCAGAUUCGUUUCAGCUCGAUAGAAUCAUCUCAUGUCCCAAUGGGAACGGAGCUCCCAGUAUGUCAACAAAUCAGAAUAUUCUGCAAAGAUCCCAACAGAGCAUCAGUGAGCCAAAACUUUCGGAAGUCUUGCCCACUACUUUCUCUCAUGUUUUCCACCAUGCGAUGCCGGGUAAUCCCCACACCUCCACUUCCAAUGCUGUAAAGAGGUCUCUUCCUGUGAAUGCCAAAUCUCAUGAAGCAAUCUCUGGACAUAACGGGACUACCUUUCUGGUUUUUGGAGGACAGAGUAAAGACGAAGCACACAGUCUUCAGACACUCCAGACGUUUAGAUGUGAUCCCCAUGUGAUGCAUAACUAUGGUGAACGGGAGACAUCUUGUAGGAAGAUUGAGACCCGCUGUAACUCCCUGGAUUCUGAGCCACUUCAGCCUGUUGGAUCUGACACUAGUGGGAUGUUAGACUGGGGAUUCGAUGAGCAGGGCUGGCUCUUUAAACGGUCCGUAUCCGUUUCUACCAGACCUCUUCUAAAGCCAGUUCUGGGCAUGAAUGGAGCUAAGGCUCGUAGUCAGAGCUUCGGCGCGCGCUACAUUGACAGGCAGAGUUUCAACAGAUCUGGAAAGGUACGUACCCAGAUCAAAACCCAUUCAGGGAGCUCCCUCAAUUCUCUUGGAGACGUCCUUCCAGGUAGUAUGAGCUGCUCCAGCAGCUACCACUGUCCGAUGAAUAGAUCACUUCUCAACAACUUUUUGAUUGAAGAAGGGUUAAGGGUUCCCUCUCACUUGGGGUCCUCCAGUGAAAAACUUCAAAGUCUUAAACUCCAGCGAGAGCAGGCCAGGCGGCUUCAGAUCGAGCAACAGUUUUCAAGCGCCUUUGGAGAGCCGGUCUCUGAGGAACCGGAGAGACAAAGCACUAUAACCACCAUUGAAGAGAAAGUGAUGCUUGGGAUUGAGGAGAACUUGCACAAGUCCCAGGAAAAUGAGAAAACUAGUGAAGUGAAGCCCAAGUCAGGCUCUAGCAUUGCUAGUUGGUUUGGAUUCCGUAAGAGUAAGCUUCCUGCUCCAAGCAACAAAAAGACGGAUCCGCCAGAAGCCAAAAAAGAAAAGCGGGAACAAAAGAUUACAUCUCUGCUGGGAGGAAAAAGUGCAAAGUCUGACAAGAAGAAAGACAGACGGAAAAGUGAUGGAAAUGAUUGCUCUGUGGGAAUAAGAGAGUCACAUGAUGCAGUCCGGGCAUGCAUCUCCAUGCCCUGCCCAGGAAUGUCCCUCAGUGAGGUCCAAGGACACGCCCACCUCAUGGGGGAUCCUCAGGGUUAA